CACAUGAGCGGGGACGUUAACUCUGACGCCAAAUGUUGAUUGGCCGCCGGGGCGCGACGGCUGCUACGUAUCUCUUCAACUGCGGGGAAGGGAUCCAGCGCCUCUUGCAGGAGCACAAAUUAAAAGUGUCUCGUUUAGACAACAUCUUUCUCACCAGAAUGAACUGGGCGAAUGUUGGUGGCUUAUCUGGAAUGAUUCUCACCUUAAAAGACACAGGACUCCCAAAGUGUGUUCUUUCAGGUCCACCGCAACUGCAAAAUUACUUGGAAGCUAUCAAAGUGUUUUCUGGGCCACUGAAAGGAAUAGACUUGGUUGUGCGGCCCCAUACAGAGCCCGAGUACAAGGAUGAGACCAUGACCGUCUACCAAGUACCUCUUGUGGGAAGGCGCUUGGCCAAUGAGCACAGGCUGCAUCAGAGUCCUGAACGUGGAGUCAGCCCCGAAUGUGCCCCAGAGCCUGGCUUUCCCACUGCUGAGCACCAGUGUCCAGAGGGCAACAAGAAGAGAGAAGCCUCGAAGAAAACAGAUGGCAACAGGAGAGUUGUCAGCAGAGACCCAACGCUGGUGGUUGCUUUCAUCUGUAAACUUCACCCAAAGAAGGGGAACUUCUUGGUGGCUAAAGCAAAGGAGCUGGGCCUGCCAGUUGGAACUGCAGCCAUUGGGCCCAUCAUUGCGGCUGUCAAAGACGGGCAGAGCGUGACGUUCGAGGGCAGAGAGAUCCUGCCCGAAGAGGUGUGUACCCCGCCUGACCCAGGCCCCGUGUUCAUUGUCGUAGAGUGUCCUCAUGCAGGCUUUGUGGAUGCCGUCUGUGAAAACGACACAUUCCGCAGAUACCAAGAAGGGAAGGCUGAGGGCCCCGUGGCCUUGGUGGUUCACAUCACCCCAGAGUCGGUGCUUCAGGACAGCCGGUACAGAGAGUGGCUGGAAAGGUUUGCACCCUCGACUCAGCACUUGAUACUUAAUGAGAAUGUGAGCACCGUGCACUGCCUCCGCAGCCACAAAAUCCAGACCCAGCUGAAUCUCAUUCACUCCGAAAUCUUCCCGCUGCUCAACAGCUCCUGGAGUCAGGAAGAAGAGGCCACUUUCAGCGUGCCUGUCGUGCGGGGAGAGUGCCUCCUGAGAUACCAGCUGAGGCCCCAGCCGCAGUGGCAGAGAGACAUGGUUACUGUCUGCAGUCCCACCGAAUUUGUGGCUGAAGCCCUCGAGCUUCCUGGCUUCCAGGACUGUGUGAAGGAGUGCCGAGAGCGCCUGCAGGCUGGGCCGGACCGGGCGGGCAAAACUGAGCCUUACCCAGAAAUAGUCUUCCUCGGAACGGGCUCUGCGAUUCCAAUGAAAAUCCGGAACGUCAGCUCCACGCUGAUAAAUAUCAGCCCCACCCAGUCGCUGCUUCUGGACUGCGGGGAGGGCACGUUUGGCCAGCUCUGCCGCCACUACGGGGACCAGGUGGACACAAUUCUGCGCAACACGGCAGCCGUGUUUGUGUCCCACAUUCAUGCUGAUCAUCACACGGGCCUGCUGAACAUUCUGCUGGAGAGACAGCGAGCAUUCGUGUCCCUUGGCCAGCCCCCCAGCCCGCUGCUGCUGAUAGCGCCCACGCCGCUCAUGACAUGGCUGCAGCUGUACCACAACCACUGCCAAGAGAUUCUUGGCCACACCGAUAUGAUUCCUAUCAAGCUUCUGGUGGAAGGGGCGAAAGCCAUGGGGCCGAAAGCCGAGGCGCUCGUCAGCUCGCUGCUGGCGAAGUACGACUUGGUGCAAUUCCAGACGUGCGAGGUCCGACACUGUAGAAAUGCCUUUGCCUGUUUGCUGGAACACACAUCUGGCUGGAGAAUCGUCUAUUCUGGUGACACGAUGCCCUGCGAGGCCUUGGUCCGAAUGGGGAAAGGGGCUACGCUGCUGAUCCAUGAAGCAACGUUAGAGGAUGGCUUGGAGGACGAGGCGGCAGAGAAGACGCACAGUGCCGAGUUCAUCAUGCUCAAUCACUUCAGCCAGCGGUACGCCAAGAUCCCGCUCUUCAGCGCCGACUUCUCCGACAGGGUUGGCAUCGCGUUCGACCACAUGAGGGUGCGUUUUGAGGACUUUGCCACGAUCCCGAAGCUCAUCCAGCCCCUCAAGGCUCUGUUUGCCGAGGAGAUCGUGGAAAUGGAGGAGCGGAAGGAGAGGCGGGAGCUACGCUUGUUGAACGAGGCCUUUGUGGCUUCACAGAAGCUGGCUGGCAGCGAAAACAAGGCCUGCGACUCGGCCCCAGCCUCCAAGAAACGGGAACAGGACGGGAACCAGCCGGGAGGGCUGAGCAAGAAGCUUAAAACCGUCAACUGAGACUAGCAGCAUGUGGCCUGUGCGGGUGAGGGGCUCUGCGCAUGCUGCACGCUGCAGCCUUGCCCCUCCCGGCCUUGGGGCGUGGGGAGAACUGCAGAGCCUGCAUGGGGUGCCGGUGGCCAUAGGCUGGCAGUGCCUGCAGCUUCUCCAUGGGGGCAGCUCUGAGGUUCAGGAAUGCAGCAACGUGGCCUCUGGCUCGUGCUCCGGGUCUCGCGGCAGCGCUGCCAACCUCCAGCUGCCUCUUCCCUCUCGAGCUUUUAUUUAUUUUUUGGUUUUAAACUGCAGCUGUGGCGCUAACAGCGCUAGUGGUGGCAGGAAGACGCUGGAGGUGAGGUCUGCGCCCGGGGGCCGUGGAGUCUCCAGAGCAGGCCGGGACCAUUCCUGCGGCCUGUAACAGUGGCAAGAAGGGCCUGGGCCCGGCUGGCCGAUUGAGGCAGUUCCACAAUAAAAUGGACCCGAGUCACUGG
Molecule: messenger RNA, 2785 nt
Organism: Pelodiscus sinensis (Chinese soft-shelled turtle)
Lineage: Eukaryota; Metazoa; Chordata; Testudines; Trionychidae
Source: RefSeq, a predicted model, not a curated record